CCGCCAGUCGGAGUGAGAGCGCAGCGCCGGGCGAUUGUGCUGGGCUGGCAGUGCGAGACACGAGCCCUCCCCCGCUUUCGCUCGUGGCUUUUGCCACUCUCUCUGCACCAUACACACUCAUAGUGCCACCUCUAACAACCAGAGAAGAGCUGUCAGCUGCAUUCCGCAAGCCGUAGAAACUUACCUGUCAUUUAUUUUAUUUAUUUUUUUUUUAUUUGGACGCCGGCUUUGCGUGAAGCAUGUGGGAAGAAGACUGGCAGUUGAAGGCGGACGCAUAACUGCUCCGGUCGUGUGAGGGGCGGUGGGAGGGAAGGUUAGGAAUUAUUCUGACAAAGAAUUAGCGUGUGCAACAGCUAUUACACAAUAUACAGCUGGUGUUUUAGCAAAGAAGAUUAUUCACACAAGGGUAUCCCUUGUGCGUCGCAUGUGACUGGUUUCUUCAUCAACAAUGCAUCUCUUGCAUAAUAUUGUUGCUGGCGAGGUCCGACGAUGACUGAGCACCCAGACUCAAUCAACCCGGACCUGUGAAGAACACAGCUUCCGAUGGUGACAGAAAUUAUGGAACCUUUGGACAUCAAUCGAAGGAAACUUGUCUGAAGAGGACUGUGGCCUAUGGGAGUGUCGAUGAUGCGGCCGCUGAGGGUGGCUCCGGCGCACCUCACCCUCUCCCUCCUGCUGCUGUUUCUGGCACUGUCAGCGCUGCCUGUGCAGGGCAGCGCGCGAGGUGGAGGAGAGCAACCGCGUUACGAUACGGUUUACGCCUGUGAGGGUAAGGUGCUCGCCAUCCGCUGCACCGACGGAAACCUCAUCCAUCUGAUCCGCGCCAACUACGGCCGCUUCUCCAUCACCAUCUGCAACGAACACGGGAAUACAGAGUGGAGCGUUAACUGCAUGUCGCCAAAGUCGCUACGCGUGCUGCACAACAGAUGUAGCCAGCAGCAGAACUGCAGUAUUGUUGCUGCUACAAGUAUGUUCGGGGAUCCUUGCCCGGGCACUCUAAAAUACUUAGAGGCCCACUACCAGUGCAUGCCAGCGACGACGACGACGGACCGGCCGAGCCCGCCCUGGCUGACGACGUCGCAGCCGUCGCCCUGGAGCACGGUGCGCGUGGAGGCGCCGCUGCCGCCGCCCCCGCCCCCGCCACAGGACACGGCGACGGUGGUUCCUCCCAGCACGUCUACAGGUCGCACCGGCUCGGCUGCAGCUGCGGCGGCGGCGGCGGCGGCCGCAGCGGCGGCGGCGGCGCCGCCGUCGCACUUCCCUCCGGAGGAGCUGUCGCGGCUGUGCCCCGCGGUGACGGCGCGCAACCUCUUCUGGAACUGGACGUGGGCGGGCGACGUGGCCGAGCAGCCGUGCCCCGGCGGCUCCACGGGCCGCGCGCGCUGGCAGUGCCGCCGGCGCGACGACGGGCCGCCGCUGUGGGCGGCCGACGCGCCCGACCUCUCCGACUGCCACACGCUCUGGUUCACCAACCUCGAGACGCGCAUGACGCACGGAGACUCCAUCACCACCAUCGGCAACGAGCUGGCACAGGUAACAGAGAGUGUGCCCCUCUAUGGGGGAGACAUGCUGGCUGCUGCUGAAAUUACACGGAAACUGGCCGGAAAGAUGUCUUCCGAUAUCUCGACUUUCCCCGACCCUCGACAGCGUGAGGCCAUUGUCACAGAACUUUUGUACAGUGUCAUCCGCACGGGCAGCAACUUGUUGGAAUGUUCUCAUCACCAGAGCUGGAAGGACCUAACAUACAAGCAGCAACUCCAGGUUGCAACUGAAAUGCUAAUGGGCCUUGAAGAAAAUGCAUUCUUGCUAGCUGAGACUGUGCGCCGUGAGAAGAGGGUUGUCCAGACCGUCAAGAACAUAUUGCUGAGUGUAAGAGUAAUUCCACUUGCCCAAGUCAGUGAAGUGGAGGUGUUUCCUCUGUCAGAAACUCACGUUCCAUGGCCAAUAUCGCAGAACUGGGUAGAACUUCCAAGAAUGUCUGUUCUGGAAAACAGUGACGGAGGAUUUGUACGCAUAGUAUUUGCAACUUUUGAUCGAUUAGAUGAGGUCCUGCAGCCGAGGAAUCGGUCUCAAAGAAUCAAUUCUAAAAUUAUUGCAGCUUCUCUUGGGAAAGGAAAGCACAUACAACUAUCAAAACCUGUGAAAAUAAUUCUACAGCAUAUUGAUACAAGCAGCAACCUCACAAAUCCUUCGUGUGUUUUCUGGGAUUAUGUAAAUGGGGCAUGGUCUGAUGAAGGCUGUCAAGUUGAAAAGACUAAUGCAACUCAUACCCUGUGUGUAUGUGACCAUUUAACCAACUUUGCCAUACUGAUGGAUGUGCGUUCUGUAAAAAUUGAGGCCGCGCACGAGUUUGUGUUAUCGUUCAUAACUUAUGUGGGCUGUAUCAUCUCUGUUGUGUGCCUGGCCCUGGCAUUUCUCACCUUUCAAAUUUUCCGUGGACUCAAGUCGGAUCGUACAACAAUCCACAAGAAUUUAUGCAUCUGUCUUUUAAUUGCGGAAGUAGUAUUUCUGUUUGGCAUUGGCCAAACGCAGCAUCGUGUAAUUUGUGGUGCUGUCGCAGGGCUUCUGCAUUUUUUCUUCCUCUGUGCGUUUGCGUGGAUGUUCCUUGAAGGGUUUCAGCUUUAUGUGAUGCUGAUUGAAGUAUUUGAAGCUGAAAAAUCACGCAUUCGGUGGUAUUACACAUUCGCCUAUGGAGCACCUCUAAUAAUUGUAGCUGUGUCUUGCAGUGUUGACCACAUGAGUUAUGGAACUGAAAAAUACUGCUGGCUUCGUGCAGAUAAUUUCUUCAUAUUCAGCUUUGUUGGACCUGUUAUAGCUGUGAUACUUGCAAAUCUAGUCUUCUUGAGUAUGGCAAUAUACAUGAUGUGUCGUCAUGCAAGUGCGUCAGCAUCGAUGAAGAGCAAAGAACACUCGAGGCUUGCCAGUGCCAAUGGGAAGGAGGAGAAUGCUCUCCAGAACAAAUUGCAAUCACACCUGUCAUGGCUGAGGGGAGCUAUUGUCCUUGUUUUCUUGCUUGGACUUACCUGGACCUUCGGAUUACUCUACUUGAAUGAAGAAUCACUUGCAAUGGCAUAUAUAUUUACAACACUGAACAGUUUUCAAGGAAUGUUUAUCUUCAUUUUUCACUGCAUUCAGAAUGACAAGGUGCGAAAGGAAUACAGGAAGCUGGUGCGGAGGUACCCGUGGCUGCAGUGUAGGAAGAAGAGCAGCAGGAGCGGAGCAGCCAAGGAGCACGGAGGACGUGGCAUGGCUUCCGGAUCGGGCUCGGGAUCUGGUUCGGGCUAUGCUGCCAACAAUCCCAACUCUCACUCGACGGACAGUUCGGCCCUGUCACCGCACGGCACUAGCAACAUUUCGUUUAAAUCGUACAGCCGUGAUUCUGGACACGGUGGCUCUGAGCAAGAGGACUCUGGGACAAGUGCUAACCCGAGUACGUUACGUCUGCAACCGGCUGUGCGGGACAGGGAAGCCCGUACUGCUGGGAAUGUCGGUGGAGCACCACGUUCUCCUAGUCCCUGGAACCACACUUACACCGAAAUCCGUGAUGCCGAUCCCGUCUACGAGGAGGUCGGGCGACGAGCAGGUGUCGUGCCUGUGCACGGAGGUGCAGGAAGUAGUUCACGGCGGCGUGGUGGAGGUGCGGGUACAACUGCUGGGACACUGAGGGGUGGUAGCGUCGGCGGCCUGGACCACAGGCCACUAAUCUCGGGUGGCGAUCGUGACACGACUACACCACGUGCACGCAAUGCUCGCACAGUUGCUGUACUUGACGGUGAGACAGUCGUUUGCCAUCUGGAACCUGAACGUUACGAUUCAUGUGAUUACGAUCCACGUGACUACGAAGCUAAUAGUUACGAUUACGGCAUCGGUGGCUACGACCCUCGCGACUACGACACUCGUGACUAUGGAAUUCAUGGGUACGAUCCACACGAUUGUGAAGAGCAGCAUCAGCAGACACAGCCACAACUACAGUCACAGCCACAGUCACAGUCACAGCCCCAGCCACAGUCCCAGACCCAGACACAGUCACAUCCACACUCACAAUCAGAUCCGCAGUCACAGUCACAGUCAGAUUCACAGCCGCAGCCACAGCCACAGCCACAUUCACAUUCACAUCCACACCCACAUCCACAUCCACAUGGACAUGGACAUGCACAUGCACAUGCACAUGCACAUGCACAUGCACAGUCUCAGCCACAGUCACAACCACAGCCACAGUCACAGUCACAGCCCCAAUCACAGCCACAGCAACAGUCUCACCAUCACCACCACCACCAUCGCCGGCGGCAUCACCACCGUGAGCACCGCGAACAUCGUGAACACCGGUAUCCUUAUGGGUCUCCGGCAGACACAGCCUACAGCGAAUGUUAGGCAACUACUUUCUGUGGAAUGAGUCUCGAUCUUGUGAUGAGAAAUAAUUGGUCGAAUCCCUGCCACUGUAUGCUGAAACUAGGAAUAAGUAGGUUGUGCUUGAUACUGUCUGAAAACGUGUAAUAAUAUGCAUUAUCUUUCAUUGUAUGGCCAUCCCUUGCUCUUCCUGCUCAGUGAACUGUAGAAGUUUUGGGUACUUUCGAUGUGAUUUGGUGUUGGUCACCUAAAAAUGAAGUGUAAUAAUUUCACAAUUAGUGUACUCCAAAGUUUUAAAUGUGAAAUCCUUCAGGAGAGAUCCACAAUGAGAAUGGUGACUAAAGAUGUAAUAUAAGAGACAUCUGUGAUCAAACAACGCAGAUGGACACACAUUCCUUUAUGUCGGUGUCGAGGUUGAUGGAAGCCUCUCCUACUCACUGAUCACGCAUUUCUUCCGUUACCUGAUGCCACUCCCUUCCCCCUAGCUGACAAAUAGAAAAUGAUGGCUUAUCUGAUGCUACCCCUCCUUAGUUGUAGAAUCGUAUAUGUUCCCCUGGUUUUAUCGUGCUGUGUGUUCUCUUUGUGUAACUGCGUAAGUUAACAUGGAUGUCAAAUUAUGCAAAUUUGUGUAAAACUACUGAUUGUCAGUCAAUGUUACAUUAUAUAAAAUUUAUAUGUUCAGAGCAGAGUUGUAAACUGGAUGUUAUAUUAUAUAAGAUAUGUAUCCACAUUAAAUGCAUAUGAAUUGAACUAAAGGAGACCACUGGUAGUCAGUUUCAGAAACUGAGUGAAAUGUAGGUUCUGCAAGAGCUGACUGCCGUGAAUUCCUUGGUUUGGUCUGUAUUUGUUGUAUGUUGUAGUGAAAUGUGUGACAAUUAUCUUCUGUGUGUACCAAACUCCCACAAAAAGUGUAAUAUCAGUACCCUUCCUCCUGACUUACUGUGCAUCGGAAUACUGUAAAUUUUUGUGUCAUUUCCCUACCCCUUGCGAUUCCCGUAAGAUGUAACCGAAGUAAUGUUUUCUGAGAAUGGAAUGUAUCUAUAUAUGUAUGUAAUGUAAAUAAAUGUCAGAUAAGUCACCUGGAAAGAUAAAUUACUGUGUUUAGUUGAGAAUGAUUUCUGGACUCGGCCAGGUUGUAUUUGUCUGAAAGACUGUUAACAGUUAUGUAACGGACAAUUUGAGAUUGCACAACUGUUUGAAAUAAAUUAUUUAAGAGUU
Messenger RNA from Schistocerca americana (American grasshopper), 5565 nucleotides. RefSeq names its product latrophilin Cirl (gene Cirl). NCBI's taxonomy places the organism in Eukaryota, Metazoa, Arthropoda, Insecta, Orthoptera, Acrididae. Gene Ontology annotation, biological process: cell surface receptor signaling pathway; adenylate cyclase-activating G protein-coupled receptor signaling pathway. The record is from RefSeq and is a predicted model, not a curated record. Gene Ontology annotation, molecular function: G protein-coupled receptor activity; carbohydrate binding. Gene Ontology annotation, cellular component: membrane. The transcript has 18 exons. The coding region runs from base 613 to 4371 and encodes 1252 amino acids.